This is a messenger RNA of Fundulus heteroclitus (mummichog), 1218 nucleotides long. It is a transcript of the gene phlda3, whose product is annotated as pleckstrin homology-like domain, family A, member 3. Gene Ontology annotation, molecular function: phosphatidylinositol phosphate binding. Gene Ontology annotation, biological process: positive regulation of apoptotic process. Lineage: Eukaryota; Metazoa; Chordata; Actinopteri; Cyprinodontiformes; Fundulidae. Bases 348 to 782 code for a protein of 144 amino acids. The transcript has 2 exons. The record is from RefSeq and is a predicted model, not a curated record.
CGCGCACGCAUCGGGCACAGGAGAGUUGCAUAAACCGUCCGGUUCGCCUCUAUCCGUCAGCAGCCAGGAGGCGGGGUGCUGCUGCUCAGAAGGUCCACACACACCCGCACACACACAGAGGAGCCGGGCCGGGCAUGUCCGAACACAUCCGCCCAGACCAGCCAGCCAACCUCCACGGUGAGCUGUCAGUGUGAGUGGGCUGAAACCUCAGCCGUUUUUAUUGUCCCUACAGUCAGGCUGCUCGAAGUCGCUAUGUUUUCGUGAGGGGCUUUAAACUCAAGUUAAUGGAUUCAUCUGCCGAAGACUAGACGCAGUGUUUUAAGUCUCUUCGUGCGGUUUAGGCCAUCAUGUCUUUCCCGGUGAAAGUGAUAAGAGACGGGCUGUUGGAGAAGCGCAGCAGCGGGCUUCUCCAGCUGUGGAAGAAGAAGCGCUGCGUGCUCACGGAGGAAGGGCUCCGCCUGCACAGCUGCAAAAGCAGCAGCGGCGGCGGCGGUGAUAACGCUCCGGGGUCGGCGUGGAGCUCCAGAGCCAAGGAGCUGCGCUUCGAGCGCAUGGAGACGGUGGAGUGCGUGGAGUACAAGAGAGGGAUGGUUUACUUCACCGUGGUCAUGGCUAAAGGAAAGGAGAUAGACUUUAGGUGCGCGCAGGAGGGCACGCUGUGGAACGCGGAGAUCGCCCUGGCUCUGGUCCGCUACAAGAACCAGCAGGCCCUGCGGACCGGGAGAAACCGGUAUAUGUACUCGCCACCUCUAGGCAGCACCGGGGAGGAUGAGGCGCUCUGACUGGAUGGCUCCGUAUCUCCAGCGUUUGGAACUAAUUGAGGUUGAGGAGGGACCCUUACGUCCACUGUUUUGUUUCUUUGCUGCACAGCAUCCUGGGAUGUGCGGAAAACCCAACAGCAACUAUGGAUCGUAGGACACGAGAGCACGCUGCUUGAAGUAUUCACUGUGGAUGGCAGUAGUCGUCUGUUAUAGAUUAACUGUUCGGAGACUCCUGCAAGAUGAAAACACGAGGAACUGUUGAGCUGAACAUGUAUUUACCCUUUGUGCCUUACUGUUACAAAAUAUUAAAACGUCCCUUUAAAUGAUUUUGAAACUGGAGUAGAAGCAUCGUGGUCCCCGUGAAGUUUAACAUGAAGAAGAAACUUGUGGCAAAUUCUCCUAAAUGUGUUUACCGAUAUGAUGUACAGUAUUAUAAAUAAAUUCAUUCUUUAAGCAA